AACGAACCGCCGGGGCAUCCAUCAUUCAGACUUGGGCCGGAAAGCAGGAGACAAGCGCAGACAACACAUCUGAUCCUACUUACUUAUUCUGGGGCGAGGUUGUUUGCGAAGAUACCUUGCUGUGUUGCGGAUAUAGUACUACCCCACGAGUCUCUACCGUAUAGUCCAUAGUGACUACUACAAUUCUACCUAAGGAUUUACCCCGGAGUAGUAGACGACAUCUUUCAUAUAGAAAGAAAGAAAGCAAGAUGAGAGCCUCCCACCCACGCCAGUCAAGCAUUGACCUUGACUCCCCCGACCGGCCGUUCGACAAUAUCAUCAAUUUCCGGGAUGUGGGCCGUUCUGUUAAUCAGUGGUUGGGGAGACGGGUUUUAAAAGAGGGUGUGCUGUAUCGGAGUGCGAGGCCCGAUGACGCCUCCGAAAGAGACAAGCGACGCUUAUCAGAGGAACUGCACAUCGCCACAGUCAUCGAUCUCAGAUCGAGCACCGAACACCAAAUGGCAACCGACAAGCGACGAGCCGAGAAUGAUGCCCAGCUAGAGAAGGAGGAUCCGUCCGUUUCCUCUGAUGCCGCCGCAGCGGCAACCCCAGACGAACACCUGGUGCAGCUCCCCGGCGCGCAAUUGCACCUUGUUAGUCUGACGGGGAAGGCGUUUGAGCGGACCUUACUGUGGAAGUUGGAUUGGUGGAAUUUUUUCAAAGUCCUAUCCCUAGCAGCAUCAGGCUACCGUUCCGACGCAAUCACCAUAGUCGGCGAACAGGUGAUGUCCCCGCGGGGACUAAUCGGACUUGGUCAGGAUACGCUGGAUAGUAGCACGGUUGAGAUGAGGACGUUAUUUCACAUCUUAGCAUCGGAUACUGCAUCGUCGUCUUCAACGCCCACAUCACCAUCUUCAACAUCGCCAACACCGUCUACCGACGGAGACUGUGACCGGACCCAACCCAGAGACGAAAGUGUCUACCCCCUCCUAAUCCACUGCACGCAAGGCAAGGACCGCACAGGCCUCAUCGUCCUCCUCUGUCUGCUCCUCGUGGCGGACGUCGUCCCCGAAGACGCCAUGGCGGCGGACUACGUGCGCUCGGAGCCGGAACUCGUCGCUGAAGUCGACGAGCGGAUGAAGGAGAUCCGCAAGCUGGGGUUGUCCGAGGAGUACACGAAGUGCCCGGCGGGGUUUAUUGGGGAGAUUAAGCGCCAUUUGCAGGAGGUGCGGAGGGUGAGGGAGGUUUUGCUUGCUUAGUCUUUCAAGGGACUUGAUUCUUGGCUUUGGAGCUGGGUUGGUGCUGAUGGUGCUUAGACUUGCGUGCUGGGAUAGAUAGAUACUGGCUACUGAUGUGUAACGCUAUACAU
Messenger RNA from Aspergillus candidus, 1348 nucleotides. It is a transcript of the gene ptyA, whose product is annotated as putative tyrosine/serine protein phosphatase. Bases 249 to 1238 code for a protein of 329 amino acids. Gene Ontology annotation, molecular function: phosphoprotein phosphatase activity. Gene Ontology annotation, biological process: dephosphorylation. The transcript has 6 exons. NCBI's taxonomy places the organism in Eukaryota, Fungi, Ascomycota, Eurotiomycetes, Eurotiales, Aspergillaceae. The record is from RefSeq and is a predicted model, not a curated record.